CGACUGUGGCUCCCACCACGCCGCGCUCCCGACCCAUGGCCAGCGACGACAGGCACCGCUCGGUCUCCGCCUCCGCCAUCGUCGCCGGCGCCGCGAGCGGCUACCACGAGCUCACGAUCAAGGGCUACUCGCGCACCAAGUCCGCCCUACCCAACGGCAAGCACAUCUUGUCUCGACCCUUUCGCGUCGCCGGGCACACCUGGGCUAUCAGGUACUUCCCCAACGGCGACCGCCCGGAGAGUGCCGAUCACAUCUCUCUCUACCUCUUCCUCAAGGAUCCCGUCGCCGACGGCGUCAUGGUGCAGUUCGAAUUCAGCUUCAUCGACCAGGUCGAGAAGCAAAAGCCAUCCUACAUCGCCAAUCGCACCGCGCGGAGGUUCUUUGUCCCAGCCACCAGUAACAAUGGGGUGUGGGGAUACAAGGAAUUCAUCAAGAGCGCGACCCUGGAACAAUCGGGUCGUAUCAAGGACGACUGCCUCACGGUCAGGUUCGACAUUAUCGUCCCCAAAGAGCUAACCACGGAGGACGCCCUGGUUCCUGGCGCCCCCUUCGUGGUGGUACCGCCAGCUGACUGGCCGCAGCACUUCCGUGGCCUCCUCCUCGGCGGAAAGGGUGCCGAUGUGACGUUUCUUGUCCUGGGAGAGACGUUUGCCGGGCACCGGUGCGUGCUCGCUGCGCGCUCGCCGGUCUUUGAUGCACUGCUCUUCGGCCCCAUGAAAGAAGGCACCGCCACGGAGAGCUGCAUACGGAUUGAUGAUAUGCUGCCUCAGGUGUUCCAGAGCUUGCUGCAUUUCAUUUACACCGACUCGUUGCCAGAGGUGAAAGGGCAAGACGAGGACAGUGCUACGAUGGCUCAGCAUUUGCUAGAAGCUGCAGACAGGUAUGACUUGCAGAGGCUCAAGCUGAUCUGUGAGGACAAGCUAUGCAAGCACAUUUACGUGACAACGGUAGCGACCACACUGGCGUUGGCUGAGCAACACCACUGCCAAGAGCUUAAGGAGGCAUGCUUUGAGUUUCUCAAGUCUCGGGGAACGCUGGAUGAUGUCAUGGCAACCAAUGGAUUCCAGCAUCUGGCGAAAAGCUCUCCUUCUGCUCUGUUUCAGUUGAUGUCCAAGCUUGCCAAGCGUUGAAUUCUUGAAGAGCAAGUGCAUUGCGUGAUUCUGGGGGUUCAGUAGACCGGAAUGUCAAUUGCAAGUAUCCUGAAAGAUUAAUUUUGCUAUCUAAUACUAGUUCUAGUAGUUUUAUGCUUAGUCAUGUCUGCAAAAAGGAUGCGAUGUACCUGUGCCUUAUCUUUUUUGAUCAUCACAUCGUUUGUGGAUAGC
Molecule: messenger RNA, 1322 nt
Organism: Setaria italica (foxtail millet)
Lineage: Eukaryota; Viridiplantae; Streptophyta; Magnoliopsida; Poales; Poaceae
Product: BTB/POZ and MATH domain-containing protein 1
Exons: 1
Coding region: 36-1130 (364 amino acids)
Biological process (GO): protein ubiquitination
Molecular function (GO): protein binding
Source: RefSeq, a predicted model, not a curated record